GAGCGUCACGUGACGGACUCAGUUUUCCUCCAAUCGUUGUGCACGUUGUGGGGAUUCCACCGAAGACCUGGUUUGAGACUUACAGUACCCUAUUCCCCCGCCAGCCAAACGGGCCGGCUCCAUGAGCAAGCUGGGUUGCGGGGUCUCUCCAGGGUCCUCUCCUGAAGCCGGUUUGGAGAGACCUGGGCCUACAAAGUGCUCGGUCCCGGAAGUGACGUCUCCCAGAGGGGCCGGAAGUGGCAGUGGAGGGAGGGAAGAUGGCGGAGGUGGGGGAGAUAAUCGAGGGCUGCCGCCUGCCCGUGCUGCGGCGGAACCAGGACAACGAAGAUGAGUGGCCCCUGGCCGAGAUCCUGAGCGUGAAGGACAUCAGUGGCCGGAAGCUUUUUUACGUCCAUUAUAUUGACUUCAACAAACGCCUGGAUGAAUGGGUGACUCAUGAGCGGCUGGACCUAAAGAAGAUCCAGUUCCCCAAGAAAGAGGCCAAGACCCCCACCAAGAACGGACUUCCUGGGUCCCGCCCCGGCUCUCCAGAGAGAGAGGUGAAACGGAAGGUGGAGGUGGUUUCACCAGCAACUCCGGUGCCCAGCGAGACAGCCCCGGCCUCAGUUUUUCCCCAGAAUGGAUCAGCCCGUAGGGCAGUGGCAGCUCAGCCAGGGCGGAAGCGAAAAUCAAAUUGCUUGGGCACUGACGAGGACUCCCAGGACAGCUCAGACGGAAUACCCUCGGCUCCUCGCAUGACUGGGAGCCUGGUGUCUGACCGCAGCCACGACGACAUCGUCACCCGGAUGAAGAACAUUGAGUGCAUCGAGCUGGGCCGGCACCGCCUCAAGCCGUGGUACUUCUCCCCGUACCCGCAGGAGCUCACCACCCUGCCCGUCCUCUACCUCUGCGAGUUCUGCCUCAAGUACGGCCGAAGCCUCAAGUGUCUGCAGCGUCACUUGACCAAGUGUGACCUGCGACAUCCUCCAGGCAACGAGAUUUACCGAAAGGGCACCAUCUCCUUCUUUGAGAUCGAUGGUCGUAAGAACAAGAGUUACUCUCAGAACCUGUGUCUUCUGGCCAAGUGUUUCCUCGACCACAAGACGCUGUACUAUGACACGGACCCCUUCCUCUUCUACGUCAUGACGGAGUAUGACUGCAAGGGCUUCCACAUUGUGGGUUACUUCUCCAAGGAAAAGGAAUCCACGGAAGACUACAACGUGGCCUGCAUCCUGACCCUGCCUCCCUACCAGCGCCGGGGCUACGGCAAGCUGCUGAUCGAGUUCAGCUAUGAACUCUCCAAAGUGGAAGGGAAAACAGGGACCCCUGAGAAGCCCCUCUCGGACCUUGGCCUCCUAUCCUACCGAAGCUACUGGUCCCAGACCAUUCUGGAGAUCUUGAUGGGGCUGAAGUCGGAGAGCGGGGAGAGGCCGCAGAUCACCAUCAAUGAGAUCAGUGAAAUCACCAGCAUCAAGAAGGAGGACGUCAUCUCCACUCUACAGUACCUCAACCUCAUCAACUACUACAAGGGCCAGUAUAUCCUCACACUGUCGGAGGACAUCGUGGACGGGCAUGAACGGGCUAUGCUCAAGCGGCUUCUUCGGAUCGACUCCAAGUGUCUGCACUUCACUCCCAAGGACUGGAGCAAGAGGGGAAAGUGGUGACCAGGCACUGCCCAUUAGCAGUGCCGGCAAAGCCAGCAGAACUGGGGCUGACAGCCUAUCCCGCCCCCACUGGGGUCUCCAAGAGGCACAGCAAGGGGAGACAGGGCUGAGGACAGCUCCACAGGGAGAGGACAGGCCUGGUAAAGGCCAGCUGGUGCCUAGCACCAAGGAGAGCUCAGGGCUCAGGUCAACUCCAAGGUCAGCUGGCUGCAGGCCCAGGCCUGCUGUGAACCAGGGACCAGAGGGAGCCAGGCAGCUGUGUACAGUGAGAUAGGGGGUGGGGUGCUCUGUACAGGGGGCUGGUGGCUGUACAAUUUUCUUUUGUAAAGUAGGAAUGGGGGGGAGGUACUGGCUGCAAAAUUCUGGCCUCUUUUGCCCCACUGCCCCCUGGCAAUAAACUGUUUCUAUGGGCCAGAGCCAUGAAAGGUUCUUGUGGGAGAAGACAGCACUGGCACACUCACAGGUUCUGUGAAGAGCGCCUUUAUUGGGGUGACGAAGGCUCCCAAAGUGAAGGGGUUCACUGGAGUGAAGGGAUCAGUGGCUUUCAGUUUCAAGGUCUGGUUUUCAGUCCUCUGGUACCUGGGCGUGAAUCUGCAACAGGAGGAAAUCAUCCCUACUAUCGGAUUGCUGCAGUAUAGUGACUAGCUGGCCCAGAUACUCAGGGCAGAGAUCCAACUGCUCAGAAUCAUAGACAGGACAGGGAAGAGUGGUGGGAGGCCAUGCUGCCCCAGUGUUUUCCCCAGCCCCAAAGCCCCAAGUCCACUCAAGGGCAAGAUUCAGCAAACAACUCUGAAGGGGAGCCUGGGAGGGAAGGGCCCAUCCAUCCACUCACCGCUGCAGCAAGGCUGGGCCAGGUUAGGGCCCCACGCACUUUGGAAUCCGGACCAGGGAUAGUCUCCAGGCCCCACAGGGUGAAGCUGCUGAAACUGGCUGUGGCGCCGAUAAAGCGGUCCUGGGGAAGGGUCCCAGCUCAGCACCCGAGCCGCCGCUCCCGCCUGCACUCCCUUCCAACCCUAUACCCCGGUGCUCACGAAGUCCCGCUCCAGCGUCUCCGGGGAUUCCAUCACUUCGUGGUCCUCCUCCGACCCCUCCGAGAAGUCCUGCUUCCCCACCGACACCUCUCCCUGCUCUUCUGUCAUCACGUAUCCCACAAGGCCGGGCGGCACCGCCACCUCCUCGCCGCGCAGACUGCGGCCCCGGAAGGACGCUUCCAGCCCUGGAAGAGGCAGGCGCAGGGCCACAGUGACGCCUGAUGCAAGGCCUAGCGGGGCAAGCCCGGGAGCAGCCGUCCCCGCCACCUCCGGUGGACCACGAGCCCCGGGAGCCCUCGCGCCGCUCCUUGCCGAGGAGAGCCCGACGCCGGCGCGGGGGCUGCCGGGAGCCGUAGUCCCGCCGCGAGCGCUCACCGUAGGGACCCUGGCGGAUGGCUGGGGUGAAGAAGCGCCCCACCGGGGCGGGCCGGCUAACCGGGACCUCGCAGGGCAGAAGGUGCAGCGUGACGGGGGCGGGACUGCGCAGCGUAAAAGGGCGCAGGUGCACGCGGCGCCUGUGCACCGACUCCUCGUCGCUGCUCUCCAUGGCUCGGCCGCACCCCGCCGCUCGCUGGCUAAGGCCGAAGCUGGCGCGUGAAGCGCGCAGAGCCUGUCGGGAGGCCCGGGACUCUCAGCCCAGAGCUUCCUGGGAAGCGUAGUCCCUCUUUGAGGCUUCUGCAAUCUUGUCCACCGGUGUUCAGGUCCUAGAUUUUUUUUCUUUUUAAGGAUUCAAUGAAUUUUAUUAUAAUUGUAGUUGUGCGACCAUCAUAACCUAAUUUUAGAACAUUUGCAUCCCAAACCCAGAUUCCAUCCCAACCUGAGGCCUUUGGUAACCGUAAGUUUUUCAAAGUCUGUGAAUCAGUUAUUAAGUUCAUUGUACCCCUUUUUUAGAUUCCACGUAUAAGUGAUAGUAUAUGAUGUUAGUGUCUCACUGUCUAACUUCUCUUAGCAUGGUAAUUUCUAGGUCCAUCCAAGUUGCUGGAAAUGCCAUUAUUUUCAUUCCUUUUUGUGGCUAAUAUUCCAUUGUGUAUAUGUACCACAUCUUUAUCCACUCCUUCGUUGAUGGAUCUUUAAGCUGCUUCUGUGUCUUGGAUAUUGUCUGUAGUGCUGCAAUGAACAUUGUGUUACAUGUAUCUUUUCAAGUAUGGUUUUCUCUGGAUAGAUGCCCAAGAGUGGGAUUGCUGGAUCAUAGCCAAAUGCUCCUUGGGCUCCUCCUCCCAAUGCCAGAUCCCCAGGUGUUGGGAACCUGAUGUAGGGCUCAGAACUCUUACUCCCGUGGGUGAGCCUCUGCAAUAUGGUUACUUUCCCGUCUGUGGGCCGCUCACCCAAUGGGUAUGAGGUUUAUAUUGAGUAAUCGCCCUUCCUAAUAUCUUGAUGUGGCCUCCUCUUUGUCUUUUGGGGUAGGAUAUCUUUUUUGGUAGUUUCCAGUCUAUUUUGUUGAAGGUUGUUCAGCAGUUGGUGGUAAUUUUGUUGUUUUCAUGAGAGAAGGUGAGUUCCAGUCCUUCUGCUCUGCUAUCUUGCCAUCUUAAUCUUGUCUCUCCCUAGAUUUUUUUUUUUUUUUUUUUUUUUUUUUUUUGCUUUUUAGGGCCACACCUGUGGCAUAUGGAGGUUCCCAGGCUAGGGGUCGAAUUGGAGCUGCAGCUGCCAGCUUAAGCCACAGCCACGGCAACAUGGGAUCUGAGCAACAUCUGUGACCUACACGACAGCUCAAGGCAAUGCGCCAGAUCCUUAACCCACUGAACGAGGCCAGGGAUUGAACCCAGAUCCUCAUGGAACCUAGUUGGGUUCGUUAGCCACUGAGCCACGAAGGGAACUCCUCCCUGGAAAGAAUUCUUAAUGUGUUCCAUUCAGCUACGAAAAGUCAAAAAGUAACAGCCGACACGUGUCCAAUAAGUGCUAAGGACUUCCUGCAGGCAGCCCAAAGGGAAUGGAGCCUCAGGGUGGAAUUAGUGCCCUUAGAAGAAGUGAGCUCUGGAAUUCUCUCUGUGGUUCAAUAGGAUUGGUAGCGUCUCUGCAGUGCCAGGAUGCAGGUUCAAUCCACGCCAGGUGCAGUGGGUUCUAGAUUUUUUCCUUGAGUUUUCCCCCCAAUGGUAUAUUCUUAGUGUAAAAAAUUAAAACAAAAAACUUUAAAAGAUUAAAACGAUUCCUUGAGUUCCUGUUGUGGUGCAGUGGUUAAUGAAUCCGACUAGAAACCAUGAGGUUUCGGGUUCGAUUCCUGGCCUCGCUCUGUGGGUCAAGGAUCCGGCGUUGCCCUGAGCUAUGGUGUAGGUCACAGAUGUGGCUCAGAUCCUGCGUUGCUGUGGCGUAGACCAGUGGCUACGGCUCCGAUUAGACCCCCUAGCCUGGGAACCUCCAUAUGCCCCGGGAGUGGCCCUAGAAAAGGCAAAAAGCCAAAAAAAAAAAGAUUAAAAUGAUUCCUAAGAGUACACUUUUUAUAUUACUUGGUAGAGCUUUUCUGGGGGAGUGUGUGUGUUUAACCUACUUAAUCCUUUGACCCUUCCUUGAAUGUGUUGAAGAUGUUUUAUCCAAGUUUGCCAUUUGUCUUCCAAACCUGUGUAUAGGUCAUUUUUGUUACACAGAAGACUUUUUUUUUUUGUAGUCAAAUUUAUCAGCCUUUUAUUUUUAUUUUAUUAGUUUAGUUUAGUUUAGUUUUUUAGGGCCUUACCCUGGCAUGGAGGUUCCCAGGCUAGGAGUCUAAUUGGAGUUGCAGCUGCCAGCCUACACCACAGCCACAGCAAUGCAGGAUCCUUAACCUACUGAGUGAGGCCAGGGAUCGAACCCAAAACCUCAUUGUUCCUGCUGUGCCACAAAGGGAACUCCUCAGCCUUUUGUUUUUAUGUCUUUAGUUUUUGCAGUACUCGUUCUUUUUUGAUUUCUUAACUCUUCUCUAAUGUUUGUUUGUUCAGAUACCCAAUUUUGAUAUAUUUUGAUAAGUAGUCUCAUAGAACAGACUCAUACAAAGCUGGGUGUUCAUUAGGAGUUACAAAACGGAUAUUCUAUUUAUCUUUAUUUACUGUAAUACUUCUAUAAAGAAAAUGCUCACCAACUCUUUGGUUGUCCAUUGGUACAGUGAGCAUAAGAAAGGCAAAAUAAUUGCUUGACACUUUCUUUGUAUUUCUGUUUUUGAAAUUUUUUCCCUGGCAUGUUCCAAUGGCGACCUUUAAAAAAAAA
This is a messenger RNA of Sus scrofa (pig), 5845 nucleotides long. RefSeq names its product lysine acetyltransferase 5 (gene KAT5). Gene Ontology annotation, molecular function: histone H4K16 acetyltransferase activity. Gene Ontology annotation, biological process: double-strand break repair via homologous recombination; regulation of DNA-templated transcription. The record is from RefSeq and is a predicted model, not a curated record. Lineage: Eukaryota; Metazoa; Chordata; Mammalia; Artiodactyla; Suidae. Gene Ontology annotation, cellular component: NuA4 histone acetyltransferase complex.